Hypoxylon trugodes is the source of this 2029-nucleotide messenger RNA. RefSeq names its product FAD dependent oxidoreductase. Lineage: Eukaryota; Fungi; Ascomycota; Sordariomycetes; Xylariales; Hypoxylaceae. The record is from RefSeq and is a predicted model, not a curated record. Gene Ontology annotation, molecular function: oxidoreductase activity. Gene Ontology annotation, cellular component: cytoplasm. The coding region runs from base 547 to 1950 and encodes 467 amino acids. The transcript is spliced from 4 exons.
CUAUAAUUUAUUUUAUUUAUUCAUUUCUAGUUUGGGAGAUGUGCUUGCGCUGACUAGGGCCACCCAAUAAGUCUUAAAUUGGAAGUCUCGAGAUGCUACUGCAGUAUGUGUACCACAACAUGUAAAUAGUGGCAUGUGUGGUGUAGCUACGGUUCAGCUUCCGGCUCCUACGGCUAAUCCCAUCCAAAUGUGCGGGUUUGGGGUGUUAUCUUAGAUGCCUAGAUAUCUAAUUGAUUCUAGGUAGCUUCUUAGACUAAUACAGUCAUAAUAUUUCGGUGCCGUUUCCGCAUCGCGGAGUUAAGCCUAAGGAUUCAGCUUGUCUACACACCAUACAAUCCGAUAUCGUACACCCUCGGCUUCCUCCGAAUAUGGAGAUAACUAUUGGAUGACCCCGCAGGAUAUCGCCGUGAAAGAGCUUCUCUCUUCUGGACUUUACCUGGGUAUAAACAUAUGCUUCUCGUGAUAGAAUUGGUUGUUCCAUAAUUGUAAUAAACCUGGCUAGAUUACUGUUGCAAAACAUAAAGAUUAGUAUCAACACAAAUACCCAUGGGUGAUCAUCAAGACUCCCGGAAGGCACCCGGCCUACCGAUAACCAAUCCUUGUGUAUCUUUUUGGCAACAGACCACACGAUCGUUCCCCUACCUUAAUAUAAAUAAAGAUGAACCAGUUCCGAUAGAAUCCAAAUAUGUUGUUAUUGGGUCUGGUAUUUCCGGCGCUCUGACGACUUAUGAGUUGAUUCAAGGGGGCGUGUCAGCAGAAGAUAUAAUCAUUCUCGAGGCGAGGGAGGCCGCAAGCGGAGCAAGCUCAAGAAAUGCGGGACAUGUGCGACCGGAUGCGUUCCGUGGGUUUCAAGUCUAUGAGCAAUUGCAUGGGAAAGAUCAGGCUUUGAAGAUCAUCGCUAACGAGAAGCUCGUCUUCGAGAGGAUAAAGGAGUUCGUAGAGGCGCAUGGGGUGCAAUGCGAUUUCAACCCUACGACUACUUUCGAUGUGUGCAUGACGCCGGAAUUUGCCGACUUCAACGCACGUAGCUUCGAGCUGUAUCGAGAGGCCGGUGGUGAUGUUUCGCACAUCAAGUUCUACGAAGGCGAGGAAGCGCGGAAAGUAACCCGUGUAAAUAAAGCGGUCGCCGCUUAUGAGUGGCCGGCCGGCUCAAGUCAUCCGGCCAAGUUGGCCCAAUGGCUCCUCACACAAUCCAUAAAUAAGGGCGUGCGACUGUUUACCCAUCGUCCAGUUUCGGCGGUGACUAAGUCGGCCUCUUCUACUGCCGAUCGGGUCUUUUGGGAUGUUGUGACACCCCGGGGAAGUACGAAGGCUUCUAUAGUGGUACACUGCACGAACGCCUUUGCGCCAUUUCUUCUGCCGGAGUUAUCGAAUUUCAUCACGCCAAAUCGCGCACAGGCGCACGCCUUCGUACCUCCGGCGGCGUUUGCUGCGUCUAGCAUACUACCAAGCACCAUGUCAUUGCGCCAUACGCUAAAGCACUUCUAUUCAGUGGCUCAGCGACGCCCGGACGGGAUCCUUAUCCUCGGCGCGCCGGUCGCGAACCCGAAAAUUAGCCAGGAAGCAUCGCAAAGUCGGUUCACUUCCGAUGAUAGCUUUAUCAAUGGGGAGGUUCGUGAUGAUGCUGUUGGUAAUUUUGAGAUGUGCUUCCCUGAGUGUGAGAAGGGGAAGCUGAGACAUGGGGAGGGUCUGCUGCAUACGUGGUCUGGUAUUAUUGGCAUGACGACGGAUUCGGUGCCUUUUAUAGGUAAGGUGGAGAGUCUCCCGGGACAGUGGGUGUGUGCUGGUUUCAAUGGCCAUGGCAUGGCGAGGAUAUUUACUUGUGCUCCAGGAGUCGCAAAACUCAUCCUUGGUGGAUCAUGGCAAGACACUGGAUUACCUGAAUGUUUCGAAAUAACGAAGGAGCGCCUAGAAAAACUCCAAAAAGGAGUUCCCGGGACAGUGUUCUAACCAAUCUUAUUUCUCGGACGCGAUAGUCGCCUAGACAAAUGUUACAUUGCUCGCUAAGGUAAUAAGUCUGAAGGUGAUU